AUGUUGUAUGUGCUUAUGGGGACACACAUGUCACACAUUCGUGAUUUCAUUGGGUAUAUGCACGAGCUGCGAAUUUACCUUCUCUGUCGCCUGGCCUGCUGCCUGAUAGUGUGUGCCACACGACUUGUUUUUAUGCACACCCAGUUGGGCCCCCGCCGCAGUCACGGUGCAGGCAUGAGUCUGUCAGCUAUGAGGCGCUCGCGCCUGUUCUUAUUGGGAUCGUGCUACAGCGUCGCGACGUGCCUCUUCGUCUCCUACGACUCUUUGAAGCCGCUGUCCUCGUUUUGGAAUUGGGAGGGUUCUGGCCAUUCUUUCACAGAUCCUCCCCAGCUUUCCUCGAACGUAGCGUUCCUUGUCUUUUUCCCCGUCUACGCACUGGCGAUAACGGCGUACCAGUUUCCUUUCCAGUAUUCGUUGGUCUGGGUGGUAUUGACGAUGGCGCUUGCUUGGGGCGGCCAUCACAUGACAGGCUUGCAGCAGCUGAAGUUCGCCGCUGGUGGGAACAUUCUCGUCUACUACACCAUGGUCAACGCUAUCGAGGCGUACUGCCAGGAAACCCUGCUCCGCGGGCAGCAUCAAGCCUCGCAGAGGGUAACCUUCACGCUCGACCGCAUUCAGGGCACCCUUGCCGCCUUGAUGCCCCUGGACGUUAUCAGAGAGCUCCGCGAGAGUACGGCCUCUCUCACGCACUCCUACCCUUCCGUCACCCUGGCGCAGUCUGACCUUGCUGGCUUCACACGACUAGCGAGCACCCUCUCGCCAGCGAAGGUGGUGGAGCUCGUCAGCGAGCUGUUCGGGCGGCUCGACAAGCUCACGGAUUUCUUCGAGGUGUACAAGGUCGAAACUGUAGGGGACGCGUACAUAGCUGGUCAGGGUGGGCUCCCGUUGACUAGAGACAACUCUUCGAUGGCCGUCGUCUGCUUUGCACUGCGGUUGGUAGAGGAGACGGCGAUGUGGUCUGAGAGUUGCGGCGUGAAUGUCGGCUGCCGCGUGGGGGUCCAUAAGGCUGCUUGCGUCGGGGGCAUUGUCGGUACUGACAUGCAGCGGUACCAUUUGUUCGGUGAGCUUAUGACGUGUGUGGAGAUACUAGAGUCGACGUCCCACGUGGGUAAGGUCCAGGUGAGCAGGGCCUGCAAGGAUGCCGUGGACGAGGAGAUGCGCGGACGUGGCACGGACGUGCCCUUCCGAUUUGAGGCCCGCACGGAUGAGUCCCUGGUGACUUCGAAGGGUGAAACUCACCCAUACGAAGAUGUUGGCGGCGGCCCCACGUAUUUUGCCACGCAGUGA
Prorocentrum cordatum is the source of this 1287-nucleotide messenger RNA. The record is from the annotation of a GenBank genome assembly. Lineage: Eukaryota; Dinophyceae; Prorocentrales; Prorocentraceae.